This is a messenger RNA of Protopolystoma xenopodis, 300 nucleotides long. NCBI's taxonomy places the organism in Eukaryota, Metazoa, Platyhelminthes, Monogenea, Polystomatidea, Polystomatidae. The record is from the annotation of a GenBank genome assembly.
AUGCAGAGGCAGAGGACACCUUCAAGACUUCGCUUCAAUGCAUCUGCCCGGGGUCCAGACAAGAACGUGUUGUUAGGCGAUUCGAGCCGCAACAGUCCCUGGAAGACGUCUCGCAGGAACAGCGUCCGUGUUCAGUUCACGCUCCAGUCAUCUUGUCGGAAUUCUCCGGGCGUUGAUAGACAAAACGCUUCGCCUUGCUCGAUUGGACCGAGCAAAUGCGCAGUCGUGGAAGCCUGGCUCGGGCCUCGAACGAAGCCAAUUUGUAGAUAUGAUGAAUACCGCGAGAUGACACUGUUGUGA